Phytophthora megakarya is the source of this 657-nucleotide messenger RNA. The record is from the annotation of a GenBank genome assembly. NCBI's taxonomy places the organism in Eukaryota, Oomycota, Peronosporomycetes, Peronosporales, Peronosporaceae.
AUGCUACGCACGCUAUCGCCGACAGAGGAACAUGGUGUUGCUCUGGGAUUCAUCUUGAGCGAGCAACGCGAGGUUGCUGCCGCGAUUACAGUGUCACCUGAGGUGACACCGCGGAAGGAGUAUCUGAAGUUACACGUCAGUAAUUACGAAGGCAAAGAAGACACAAGUGCCAACAGUACGUUGAACGUCUUGACGCGGGCCUGUACUGGGUACCAGUACAAGAAGAUGGAGUUGGAGAGCCCUCCGACUGAUACGUCGGAGUUGAUCUCGCUUCCAGUCAUGUGCUGGAAGCGCUUCGCAAAGGACCUGUACGAUGGACGCAUCGAACAGCUAUGCAUUCUUUCGGACUGCAAAAGAAUGACAAGCGAAGCAGAGGAGUUGAGACAACUCUUCGUUGGAAGCGCCACUGAGAGUGAUGAUACGCUCAGUGGCAAGACGAAGCAGGAACGCUUCGACGAGCAGAGUUGCAAGAUCCGGCGAGAGCACAAGGAUGUGCUCUCGGACGAGACUCCCGCGGAAGAAGUGCGCGACGGCUUCGCACUAAACUGCUUCUACAUGAUAUUCGUUCACAGCCGGGCUGUGGACGAGAAGAAGACAUGCGCAUGGAAAUGGACCGCUGCGUGGUCGCAGCGGUUAGAUGCGGCCAAGCUAGGCUAG